AUGCAUCACUGUAAGCGAUACCGCUCCCCUGAGCCAGACCCGUACCUGAGCUACCGAUGGAAGAGGAGGAGGUCUUACAGUCGGGAGCAUGAAGGGAGACUGCGGUACCCGUCUCGAAGGGAGCCUCCGCCCCGGAGAUCUCGGUCCAGAAGCCAUGACCGCCUGCCCUACCAGAGGAGGUACCGGGAGCGCCGGGACAGCGACACAUACCGGUGUGAAGAGCGGAGCCCGUCCUUCGGGGAGGACUGCUACGGGUCUUCGCGUUCCCACCACCGGCGGCGGUCGCGGGACAGGGAGCCAUACCGGCCCCGCAAGCAUGCCCACCACUGCCACAAACGCCGCACCAGGUCUUGUAGCAGCGCCUCCUCGAGAAGCCAACAGAGCAGUAAGCGCAGCAGCCGGAGUGUGGAAGAUGACAAGGAGGGCCACCUGGUGUGUCGGACCGGCGAUUGGCUCCAGGAGCGAUAUGAGAUCGUGGGGAACUUGGGCGAAGGCACGUUCGGCAAGGUGGUGGAGUGCUUAGACCAUGCCCGAGGGAAGUCUCAGGUGGCCCUAAAGAUCAUUCGCAACGUGGGCAAGUACCGGGAGGCCGCCCGGCUAGAAAUCAACGUUCUCAAAAAAAUCAAGGAGAAGGACAAAGAGAAUAAGUUCCUGUGUGUCUUGAUGUCCGACUGGUUCAACUUCCAUGGGCACAUGUGCAUCGCCUUUGAGCUCCUGGGCAAGAACACCUUUGAAUUCCUGAAGGAGAAUAACUUCCAGCCUUACCCGCUGCCGCACGUGCGGCACAUGGCCUACCAGCUCUGCCACGCCCUCCGAUUUCUACAUGAAAACCAACUGACCCAUACAGACUUGAAGCCAGAGAACAUCUUGUUUGUGAAUUCAGAGUUUGAAACUCUCUACAAUGAGCACAAGAGCUGUGAGGAGAAGGCAGUGAAGAACACCAGCAUUCGAGUGGCUGACUUCGGCAGUGCCACCUUUGACCAUGAGCACCACACGACCAUUGUGGCCACCCGUCACUACCGCCCACCUGAGGUGAUCCUUGAGCUGGGCUGGGCACAGCCCUGCGAUGUCUGGAGCAUCGGCUGCAUUCUCUUUGAGUACUACCGGGGCUUCACACUCUUCCAGACCCACGAAAACCGAGAACAUUUGGUGAUGAUGGAGAAGAUCCUAGGGCCCAUCCCCUCACACAUGAUCCACCGUACCAGGAAACAGAAAUAUUUCUACAAAGGGGGCCUGGUUUGGGAUGAGAACAGCUCUGAUGGCCGGUAUGUGAAGGAGAACUGCAAACCUCUGAAGGUCAGUUUCUGGCUUCCCCCAGCUCGGCUCCUGCCAAGGAGGCCCCAGGCACUGGGCAGACACACAGCAGAGACCGGCCUGGCAGCUACAGGCUGCCUCCUCGCUCCGGCUCUGUGGGAGGCCACACCCGAGGCUGCUGGGUGCGGGCCAUGGGGCUGCUUGCCAACCGCCCCCCGAGGGGCCCUUAGCCCCGUCCCUCCCCCACAGGGUGGCCAUGGAUGUAAUGGGGGAGCACCAGAAGAGCCCGAUGUCAGAGACCUUGCUGCCUCCGGUGCUCCUCUUCUCUCAGUUUUGGGAAGAACUAGGCAGGACUGAGGUGAGGGGGAGGGAAGAUGUAGACAUGGCCUGAAAUCCUCUGUCGACGGCAUCUGGUGCCCGGACCAGUGAAUUCUACAGAGGGGACACUGCCCACCUGUCGGGACGUUGCAUGCAGGGGCAGAGGCACCAAGCCAGCGAGACGCUCAGAGCCAAAAGCUCUACGCGGGCAUGCAAGGAGCAGAGCCGCUCGCGGUCCAGGAGGGCAGAAGUGGUCCUCCGGGGGGCAAGCACUGGCUCCUCGAGCCCUGCAGCAAGGCCUCCCAGAGGCUCGGGGACCCGCGGUGGCCCCCCGGCCCCGCCGUCACACUGCGGCACCUUGUGUCCCUGAGCAGAGCUACAUGCUCGAGGAUGCCUUGGAGCACGUGCAGCUGUUUGACCUGAUGAGGAAGAUGUUAGAAUUCGACCCUGCCCAGCGCAUCACACUGGCGGAGGCCCUGCUGCACCCCUUCU
Messenger RNA from Lontra canadensis (Northern American river otter), 2064 nucleotides. It is a transcript of the gene CLK3, whose product is annotated as CDC like kinase 3. The transcript is spliced from 11 exons. Bases 1 to 1611 code for a protein of 536 amino acids. Gene Ontology annotation, biological process: protein phosphorylation. Gene Ontology annotation, molecular function: protein kinase activity; ATP binding. The record is from RefSeq and is a predicted model, not a curated record. NCBI's taxonomy places the organism in Eukaryota, Metazoa, Chordata, Mammalia, Carnivora, Mustelidae.